AGUGAUAAGAAAUUUGAGUAGGAUGUAUGAGAUUCUGAUUUCGAUCUUUUACCACAUUUUAAACAAAAAAACACCCGCUUCAUAAUAAUGUUGUAUCUUCUGAGAUUCAUGAUAUAGUGUCGGAGAAAUUAUGUAUUAAAAAAAUAAUUAAAAUAAAGGUAAAAGAGAAAAUAUAAAUACGAUUUGUGCUGACGGAAUCUGUCGGAAGAGCAUCUAGAUCUUACAGCCAAAAGAAGUUUCCUCUCUCUUCUUUCUUUUCUUUCUCUCUUUCUCUCUCCAUUAUUUCGUGCUGAGCAAUUUACGGAAAUAACGAAUUCAGACAUGAAUUGUGCGAAACAAAACGGAAUAAUAAACCAAAAUUCACCAUGAAAGCUCAUAACUCGAGCUUCAACAUCAUCAUCAUCAUCAUCUUCUUCUCACUUUCUCUAUCCAUCUCACUCAACACUGCAAAACAUAUCAAUAAUGAAUCCGAUCAUCAUCAUAACACAAGAAGAAUUCUCCACCAACCAUUAUUCCCUGCAAGUUCAGCACCACCACCAUCACCAACCGUCACACCACCACCACCUUCUUCCUCCGACAACAUUCCAUUCUUCCAUGAAUAUCCUGAAGGACCACCGUCGGAUCAAAAUCAACCAACACCGAUUACUUCAAACGCUACAGCGGCAAAUCCAACGGCAACACAACCAGCUAAAGGUACAAAAAAAGUAGCAAUAGUUAUUUCCGUUGGAAUCGUAACGUUAGGAAUGUUGUCGGCGUUAGCUUUCUUUUUAUACAAACACAGAGCAAAACACCCUGCGGAUACACAGAAGCUAGUGUGUACUAACACACAGAGUAAUAACAAUCAACAACAAGAUUCAAGUUCUAAUGCUCCGGUAGUAGCUUCUAAUUUUCUCUACAUUGGAACGGUGGAACCUUCCAGAAGGUCAACAACGGUCAACGAUCCGAACCAAACAGAGAAGCUUAACCGUUCGCCGUAUCAUAAACUGAAUUCAGUUAAGCGAUCCGAUCGGUAUCGUCCGAGUCCUGAAUUACAGCCAAUGCCGCCGUUGAGUAAACCUCCAGACGGAAACAUACCGCCGGCGAUGUCGCCGGAGGAUUCUUCCGAUGAAGAGAGUAACGGAACGGCGUUUCAUUCGCCGCAGAAUUCGUCGUUAAGUCAGGAAGAUGGAUUUUACACACCGUUUUCCGUUUCACGACAGAGUUCUCUUGUUAACGGUAGUCCGGCGAAGAGAGAGAAUCCUUCGACGGUGACGCCUCUUCCGUUAUCGAAGAGAACUUCUCCGAAAUCUCGUGUUGCUAAUAAUUCGCCGGAUAUUCGACACGUCAUCAUUCCGUCUAUUAAACAAACUCCGCCGGAAAAACAGUUAACCACCUCCGGAGGCGGUGGACAUUCAAGAAAGCCGAAAUUCUCAGCGCCACCGCCACCUCCGAAUUUGGCACAUCUUCAAUCAACAACUAAUACAUUUUCAAACAUCUCUAAAACUUCACAUAAUCAUCCUCCUCCUGCUCCUUCUCCGCCACCACCACCACCGCCUCCUCCUCCGCCAAUGAUUCGAAGAUCAGUGUCUCCGACGCCGGUAGUUUCAGGUGGUGUUGAUUCUGCUGGUAGUGUAACAAAAGUUUUAGACUCUGUUUCUGAUGAUGUUGAUGAGAGUGUGAAUUUGAGAUCUUCUUCCGAGAGGUUUGAAGUUGAAGCCAAUGAAACGGAAGGUGGAAAACCGAAGCUAAAAGCGUUGCAUUGGGACAAAGUUCGUGCAACUUCAGAUCGUGCUACUGUAUGGGACCAAAUUAAAUCAAGUUCAUUUCAAUUAAAUGAGGAUAUGAUGGAGUCCUUGUUUGGCUGCAACAACAAUGGAACGAAUUCUUCGGCUACGAAACCGAAAGAACAAGGUGUUAGAAAAUCAGUUCUUCCUAAUUCUGUUGAUCAUGAGAACAAGGUGUUAGAUCCUAAGAAGUCACAAAAUAUAGCUAUAUUGUUAAGGGCAUUGAAUGUGACAAGAGAUGAAGUUUCUGAAGCUCUUUUAGAUGGGAAUCCUGAAGGUUUGGGUGCUGAGCUAUUGGAAACCCUAGUAAAGAUGGCUCCUACUAAAGAGGAAGAGAUAAAAUUGAAAAACUAUAACGGCGAUCUCUCAAAACUUGGAUCUGCAGAAAAAUUUCUUAAAGCAGUGCUUGAUAUCCCUUUUGCCUUCAAAAGAGUCGAAGCUAUGCUAUACCGAGCUAACUUUGAUUCCGAAAUCAACUACCUCAAGAAGUCUUUCCAAACCCUGCAGGCAGCAAGUGAGGAAUUAAGGAACAGUCGGUUAUUCUUCAAACUUCUUGAAGCUGUACUCAGGACAGGAAACAGAAUGAAUGUCGGCACUAAUCGAGGUGAUGCUAAAGCAUUCAAACUAGACACACUCCUAAAACUCGUAGAUAUAAAGGGAACAGAUGGAAAGACCACGUUGCUCCACUUUGUCGUCCAAGAGAUCAUUAGGUCUGAAGGUGCAGAAACUGAAUCUGCAAACGGAAAUAUUCCCGAACAAAUGGAGUCCAAAUUUAAUGAGGAGCAAUUUAAGAAGAAAGGAUUGCAUGUUGUGGGUGGUCUCAGUAAAGACCUUGAUAAUGUCAAAAAAGCAGCAGGAAUGGACUCGGAUGUCUUAAGCAGCUAUGUUACAAAGCUUGAAACAGGGCUUGAAAAAGUGCGGUUGGUUUUGCAAUACGAGACGCCAGAUAUGAGAGGCAAUUUCUUCAAAUCCACAAAGCUCUUUAUGAAAUACGCAGAAGACGAAAUUGUGAGGAUCAAGUCUCAUGAAAGAGAGGCUUUAUUCCUUGUGAAAGAAGUUACUGAAUACUUUCAUGGAAAUGCAGCAAAGGAAGAAGCACACCCUUUAAGAAUUUUCAUGAUUGUGAGAGAUUUUCUAAACAUUUUGGAUUUGGUUUGCAAAGAAGUGGGAAGGAUGCAUGAUAGAAUUGUUGGUGGUGCUUCAAGAUCCUUCAGAAUAGCUUCAAAUGCAUCAUUACCUGUUCUUAACAGGUACAAUGGGAAACAAGAUAGAAGCUCGGAUGAGGAAAGCUCAUCAUCCCCUUAGUAUUGUGAAUACGAAAAGAAACAAUAGCCUCUCAAAAUAACAGUGAAAGUAAAUGAAUGAUCUUGCAAACUUAAAUUCUCAUUUGGUUUAAUCCCAUUUCACUAAUAGUAAUAGUGAAGAUGGAUAACCUUCACUGAGAUCACAAUCACAAACAUGAAACAUGUUAAAUGCAUGUUUCAUGGUGAGGAAGAAAAGUGAACAUACCCUUGAAACAAUUUCUUGGUUCACUCAAAUGGGCUACAAAGGUUCAUGCCAAUGCCAUUAUCCUCAUUGAAAUGAGAGGUGUAGGAGAUGAUGCAUCAUUUUGUUUUUUCCACUGCAAUACAUAUGCUACAAGUCAAAAUAGGUUCUAUUAGAUCAGAGACAUAUAGUUCCACACAUUUUAAAUGAUGUGAAUGUUUUGAUGUACGUAAGAGGCUCUAUAUGUAAUUUUUAAAAUCAAAUAUUAAUAAAUACUAGCUGUUUUGCAGCAAUUUCUUUA
Molecule: messenger RNA, 3549 nt
Organism: Trifolium pratense (red clover)
Lineage: Eukaryota; Viridiplantae; Streptophyta; Magnoliopsida; Fabales; Fabaceae
Product: formin-like protein 6
Exons: 4
Coding region: 366-3068 (900 amino acids)
Biological process (GO): actin cytoskeleton organization; actin nucleation
Molecular function (GO): actin filament binding
Source: RefSeq, a predicted model, not a curated record